This is a messenger RNA of Thrips palmi, 1904 nucleotides long. RefSeq names its product ruvB-like 2 (gene rept). Gene Ontology annotation, molecular function: ATP hydrolysis activity; ATP binding; DNA helicase activity. The record is from RefSeq and is a predicted model, not a curated record. Gene Ontology annotation, biological process: regulation of transcription by RNA polymerase II; box C/D snoRNP assembly; chromatin remodeling. Gene Ontology annotation, cellular component: Ino80 complex; R2TP complex; NuA4 histone acetyltransferase complex. NCBI's taxonomy places the organism in Eukaryota, Metazoa, Arthropoda, Insecta, Thysanoptera, Thripidae. The coding region runs from base 154 to 1554 and encodes 466 amino acids. The transcript has 12 exons.
CUCUCGCAGUAGAACUUCUCAUACUCAGGUAAAUGGAUAGAGCACACUAUACUCCAGUAAAGGAGGAGGGGGAAGUGCUGUUGUGUGGUGUGUUUGUGUGUGUGUGGUUUGAUUGGUUGUUAGGCGAGGCGUAAACAAAGUCAUUCUAGCACGAUGGCGUCGAUUGCUGCAGCCAAAGUUGCCGAGGUGCGGGAAACCACCCGCGUCGAGAGGGUGGGAGCUCAUUCACACAUCCGUGGCCUGGGUCUCGAUGACAGCCUUGAGCCCCGUGUUGUCUCCCAGGGAAUGGUGGGGCAGCUUACUGCCAGGCGAGCUGCUGGCGUUGUCCUCGAGAUGAUCAAAGAAGGAAAAAUUGCGGGGCGUGCUAUACUUCUCGCUGGUCAACCUGGCACAGGUAAAACUGCCAUUGCUAUGGGAAUGGCUCAGGCUCUUGGUGCAGAUACACCCUUUACGAGCAUGGCUGGUUCUGAAAUAUACUCCCUUGAAAUGAGCAAAACAGAAGCUCUCACCCAGGCUAUACGCAAAUCUAUUGGCGUUCGUAUCAAGGAAGAAACGGAGAUUAUUGAAGGAGAAGUUGUUGAGGUUCAAGUGGAUCGCCCUGCUACUGGUGUAGGAACAAAAGUAGGAAAACUCACUCUGAAAACCACAGAAAUGGAGACGAUAUAUGAUUUGGGUGGGAAAAUGAUUGAAUGCAUCAUGAAAGAAAAGGUACAAGCUGGUGAUGUCAUAACCAUUGACAAGGCUACAGGAAAAAUUAGCAAACUAGGACGGUCAUUCACUAGAGCACGGGAUUAUGAUGCAACUGGUCCUCAAACAAGAUUUGUUCAAUGUCCUGAAGGAGAAUUACAAAAGCGUAAAGAAGUUGUUCAUACUGUGUCACUGCAUGAAGUGGAUGUCAUCAACAGCAGAACGCAUGGCUUCCUUGCUUUAUUCUCAGGUGACACUGGUGAAAUAAAGUCAGAAGUGCGGGAACAAAUUAAUGCCAAAGUUGCAGAAUGGAGAGAAGAGGGCAAGGCAGAAAUAGUUCCUGGUGUUCUUUUCAUUGAUGAGGUUCACAUGUUAGAUAUUGAAUGUUUUUCAUUCUUGAACCGUGCUCUAGAAAAUGAAAUGGCACCUGUUGUUAUCAUGGCUACCAACAGAGGUAUAACCCGCAUUCGAGGCACUAACUAUGUGUCCCCUCAUGGUAUUCCAAUUGAUCUUUUGGAUCGGAUGAAUAUUGUAGCCACCAAACCUUACGAGGAGAAAGAACUCAAGGAAAUUCUCAAAAUUAGGUGUGAAGAAGAAGAUUGUGAAAUGGCAGAAGAUGCCCUUACAGUUCUCACUCGUAUUGCGGGUGAAACCUCCCUGCGAUAUGCAAUCCAACUCAUCACCACUGCUGGUCUUGUAAGCCGCAAACGUAAAAGCAAUGAGGUUCAAAUGGAGGACAUCAAGCGUGUGUAUUCCUUGUUCUUGGAUGAAAACCGAUCCAUGCAGUUCUUGAAAGAAUACCAAGAUGAGUUUAUGUUUAAUGAUAUGGGUGACUCAAAUGACGCAAUGGAGGUUACUGAUGGAUGAACUUUAUUGGAGUAAUUGGUAACAUUUAGAUAAGAUACAUCUUUACUUGUAAGAAUUUGUUUUCAAAUUUUCCGACACCAGUGAAUAUGGAAACCAAGAAGUCACUGUCCAUUCUUUUCCCUUUUCAGUUCAAAUAAGUUGCUCUCCCAUUAUGUGUCUACUUACUUCUGAUUAGAUUCUAUGUAGCUGAUAAGAAAGUGCCAUACUUAUUGUGGCCUUAUCAUUCCUUUCAUACCCAGCUUGGGGAAUUUUUUAAAAUGUUCUUGUGCUAUGAGUCAAUAAAUAAGUUCAUUUUAGGCAAAGGAAAUGUUCGCAAAGUACACCUCAUUAAAAGGCAAAUAUGGAUAUGA